Molecule: messenger RNA, 249 nt
Organism: Gaeumannomyces tritici R3-111a-1
Lineage: Eukaryota; Fungi; Ascomycota; Sordariomycetes; Magnaporthales; Magnaporthaceae
Exons: 2
Coding region: 1-249 (82 amino acids)
Source: RefSeq, a predicted model, not a curated record
AUGCCCCAGAGGUUCACGCGGCCAAACCGGCCAGACGAGCCACCGGGAUAUGAUCGCGCUCGGGCCCCUCCGCCAGAUUCUGGUUCUAGUUCUGCCGUUGCUGAGUUAGGGUUGCUUGCUUUGAGGGUGUGCCCACCACCACGGUGGUGCACUGGUGGUGGCAACCCCUGGCUGUUGUCAGCGACGCUAUUAUGGUUCAAGAGGAGAAGGUUUCCAAGGGAAAUUCCACGGGUUGCGCCGCACUUUUGA